UCCGGUAGUUUUGCUGGCAGUUACUUGAGUUUUUGAGAAGUAGGAGUUGGUGUAUUUGUGGGACAGUUUAAGAGCAUUAGCAGGUUUGGCAAUGAAAAACCAGAAGCCACAAAGCAAAAAUGACAUUUUGGUGCAGACAAGCAACGAUGGAGCACUCUUGGGGCCUUCUCCUUUCAACAGUGAGGAAAAUCAUACAGUGCAAGAAAAUUCAGACAAUUCUUGCUCGCAGGAGGAGUUGCUUUCUGAAACAGAGUCCAAAAAUGAUGCCUGUGAUGUUGCAGAGGAGCUAAGUCGCAAACUGGAAGAUAUCCUCAACACCUAUUGCUCUGAGGGGAACCCAGAUGGUAUGAAUGAGGAAGUGAGUCAUGCUGAAGCCCUUGAGAAUGAUGAGUCAGACAGAUGUAAUUUCUCAAGGAAUGGAGAGCAUGAAAUUGAGAGUUUGGAUGCCAGUGGAGCAGCAGAUAAAGGCUACCCCAAAGCAGAGGGGUUUAGUGGCGAAACAAAGAUAAAUAAUGAUGUGAACGAUAAGUACCAGAAGAAGACACAGGAGAAGAAAAAGGCUAAAGGACUUGGUAAAGAGAUAACACUUCUGAUGCAGACUCUGAACACUCUAAGCACUCCAGAAGAAAAGCUUGCAGCUCUUUGUAAGAAAUAUGCUGAACUGUUGGAAGAGCACAGAAAUUCUCAGAAGCAGAUGAGAGUUCUUCAAAAGAAACAAACCCAGCUUAUUCAAGAAAAGGACCAUCUCCGAAAUGAGCACAGCAAAGCAAUACUCGCCCGUAGUAAACUUGAGAGCUUGUGCCGUGAACUCCAGAGGCACAAUCGCACUCUCAAGGAGGAGGGAGUGCAGAGAGCCAGAGAAGAGGAGGAAAAAAGGAAGGAAGUCACAUCACAUUUCCAGGUGACUCUCAAUGACAUUCAAGUGCAAAUGGAACAACACAAUGAGAGAAAUUCCAAACUUCGUCAGGAGAAUAUGGAGUUGGCUGAGAAGCUGAAAAAAUUAAUUGAACAGUAUGAGUUAAGGGAAGAGCACAUUGAUAAGGUGUUCAAGCAUAAAGAUUUGCAACAGCAGUUGGUGGAUGCUAAACUACAGCAAGCUCAAGAGCUGUUGAAAGAAUCUGAGGAACGCCAUCAGAGAGAGAAGGACUUUCUUCUAAAAGAAGCCGUUGAAUCACAAAGAAUGUGUGAACUAAUGAAGCAGCAGGAAGUCAAUCUAAAACAACAGCUGUCCUUAUAUACAGAAAAAUUUGAGGAAUUCCAAAGUACACUUUCCAAAAGUAAUGAGGUCUUCACUACAUUUAAGCAGGAAAUGGAGAAGAUGACUAAAAAGAUUAAAAAACUGGAAAAAGAGACAACUAUGUAUCGUUCAAGGUGGGAAAGCAGUAACAAAGCUCUUUUGGAAAUGGCUGAGGAGAAAACUGUCCGUGAUAAAGAACUUGAAAGCCUGCAGAUGAAGAUUUUGCGCCUAGAGAAACUGUGCCGAGCUCUUCAAACAGAGCGUAAUGAACUUAGUAAAAAGGUUCAGGGUACGAGCAAACCGGGAAGCCCUCAUAACUGUUCAUCUCUGCAGCUUGGCAGCAGUGGUUCUGUAGAUGGAUGUGGUGACUUUACAGAGACUUCAAACCAAGAAAAUGAUACUCCGUCCUUGACUUCAGAGCUUCCCUCUGCUUGUUCAUGUCAUUGUCCAAAAGGUCUGUCUGAGGACAUAGCAAAAAAUGUUCCAGAAUCUGAAGCCAAUAUCUCUUCUGCUGAAUUAUCAGAAUAGUUCACUAGGGUACUUGCUAUAGAUGCUUCUCCCAACCAAAAACUAUUAUGGCUUAUGCUGGACACCACUUAAUGUCCUCCGAAAUAUGGUUCAGCAAGAAUUUUGUUGCAGUCCUUUUUUUAUUUUAUUUUUAUAACUCUCCAUAAUGUACAGCAACAGUAACUAUGUUAAGUUAUA
Messenger RNA from Polypterus senegalus (gray bichir), 1942 nucleotides. RefSeq names its product alpha-taxilin-like. Bases 92 to 1765 code for a protein of 557 amino acids. The record is from RefSeq and is a predicted model, not a curated record. The transcript has 11 exons. Lineage: Eukaryota; Metazoa; Chordata; Cladistia; Polypteriformes; Polypteridae. Gene Ontology annotation, molecular function: syntaxin binding.